Molecule: messenger RNA, 180 nt
Organism: Miscanthus lutarioriparius
Lineage: Eukaryota; Viridiplantae; Streptophyta; Magnoliopsida; Poales; Poaceae
Source: the annotation of a GenBank genome assembly
AUGUGGAAACUCAAAGUCUCAGAGGGGGCCCCCGACGACCCAUGGUUGAGUUCCGCUUACAACUUUCUCGGCAGGGCAGUUUGGGAGUUUGAUCCUGAUCUAGGCACAACGGAGGAACGCACCGAGGACGAGAGGGUGCGCAAGGAGUUCACUGAGCAUGACCUGCGAUGCACGACUUAA